This is a messenger RNA of Ornithodoros turicata, 5408 nucleotides long. RefSeq names its product exportin-5-like (gene Ranbp21). The coding region runs from base 144 to 3743 and encodes 1199 amino acids. The transcript is spliced from 33 exons. Gene Ontology annotation, biological process: protein export from nucleus; RNA export from nucleus. The record is from RefSeq and is a predicted model, not a curated record. Lineage: Eukaryota; Metazoa; Arthropoda; Arachnida; Ixodida; Argasidae. Gene Ontology annotation, molecular function: small GTPase binding; nuclear export signal receptor activity; RNA binding. Gene Ontology annotation, cellular component: RNA nuclear export complex; cytoplasm; nucleus.
GCUAGUUCAUUCGAAGCCGGUCUGGCUUUUGACGCGCGUAACAUCGAUAAUCACAGGAUCGCGGUGCUUUACGUGGAAAAGAAACGCUACAUAAUGGUUUGAACGUACUGGCGUGAGUUGUAAAGAUACGACAGACAUCAGAUAUGACUGCUUCAGUGGCUGAGACAUGCAAGAAUAUUAUUUCAUUCGUUGAAACUGCCGUCAGCCCAACAACAACACAAGCGGACCGCAACAAAGCUUACAAUGCAUUUGAAGACUUCAAGGAAAACUCGCCACAAUGUGCACAGUGUGGCGUGCUGUUAUCCGCCAAGAACAACUCCCCUGUAAUUCGUCAUAUCGGUCUUCAGCUUGUAGAACAUUGCAUCAAACUUCGAUGGAAUGUGAUGACCCCAGAAGAAAAGCUGUCAAUAAAGGAGACGGCAACGAGGCUAGUCGCAGAAGGAACACAGAACCUCCUCGUGGAACAUACACACAUCAAGGACGCUGUGUCACGGAUUGUGGUAGAGAUGGUCAAGCGGGAAUGGCCACAACAGUGGCCAACAUUUUUGCAGGAACUUCAUCAGCUGAGCAGCCUUGGGGAAACACAGACUGAGUUGGUCCUUCUGAUUUUCCUGCGCCUAGCUGAAGACGUCGUUGCAUUCCAAACAGUUCAAAAUCAGAGGCGGCGUGAGAUCCAUCAGGCACUUGUGGCAAAUCUCUCGGAAAUCUCUCAGUUUUUCCUCACAACCCUCAACCUACACUACACGAAGUACACAGAAAUGAAAAAUGCAGCUGAUGAAGGCCAACGUACUCAGUCUGAAAUUCAUCGGAGAGUGACGGAAUCGACAUUGAAGACACUUUCUGGUUUUGUGGAAUGGAUUCCUGUAAAGUUUAUUAUGGAAAAUGACAGGUUGUUGCCGAAAAUUUUCUGUUACCUCCUGUCUGACAUCGACCUUAGGACACACGCUGCAGAGUGUCUCCUGCAAGUAGUUUCACGAAAGGGUAAUAACCUCGAGAAGCAUCACUUGGUUAGCCUGUUUAACCAGGACAUGAUGUCUGCUGUAUUGUCAGCUUCUAACUCAGCCUCUACUGAAGCAUUCGACGAGAAGAGCUACACCUUCUUGAAGGCACUGUGUAACAUCAUUGCAAAUCUUGGUUUUCUACUUUCAGCUUGUUGGGGGUCCGACAACAACGAUGUGAAAAUGCCACCGACUGAACUGUUUGAUGUCUACCUAGAUGCCCUUCUUGCCACCAUAAAACACCCAAGUCAUGCCAUGAAUCGAAUAACACUCCCAGUGUGGAGUUCCUUCUUUAAGCAUAAAGAAAUCUCUGAGUUGGAUGCCGUCAAAAAUGCAAUACCAAAGCUCCUCAAACUAGCAACGGAGAAAUUUGUAAAGGCAGGCUAUCCUUCAAAGAAUGACCAUCCUUCCUGUGCCUACUCACGUCUCGACUGUGAUAGCGAUGAGGAAUUCAACACUCUCUUCUCUGCUUUCAGGCGUGACCUGUCAGACAUGGUGAAGAGCGCAACAUUACUGAACCCUAUAGCAGGAUUUCAGAUGGCUUGCCAAUGGCUUCAGACACUUAUGGCAACCAAGAUAGAUGUGGGAGAUGCUUCCGAGAAUGGAAUCUGUGCAUCAACCUCUCCAUCGGCCGUUUGGUGGGAAGCACUCGUGCAGUUUAUGGAUGGCGUCUUUGGGAAAAUGCUUACGUCUCCACAUCCUAAACCCAGUGUUGAGGAAGGAAUUUAUCUUCUUGAAGACGUUCUUCGAUUUAACCCACCGGAUCCUACAAUACAGUCAUAUGCGCUAUCAUGCAUAUCCUCCCUCUGCAUAUUUCUGACUUUGGCACCUGGAAGCUUACCACUGGUACUUGACAAGAUCUUUUUCUGCGCCGUCUACAAGAUGCAAGGGGAAACAACUGGCAAGGUUCAGAGCCGUGCAUCGCGAAUGCUGCGACGACACGCUGUCGCAGCAUUGGUCGCAUUGUCGAGGCUUUACCCCAAAGUGCUCAUGCCAUGUUUUGAACAGAUUUAUGCAACAACAAAGAGGUUAGCUGAAGAAACCAAUGAGAUGUCCCACAUGGAGAGGAUUACUGCAACUGAAGCAAUGAUUAUACUCAGCAACGAAAGAAAAGACUACAAAUGCCAGGCUGACUUCAUUGUUGAAGUUGAAACUCCACUAGUGUCAGUGUUGUCAACACCAGAGCUGGAACAUGCACUGUCAUCUCCAGAAGCAUUCAUGUCCUUCGUUGGCAUGACCGAAUAUCCGAGAGAUGAAGCGCAGGAUGAGGAACAAGGCUCACGUCGGUCACAGCUGCUUCGUUGUUCUAGUACCUUAGUAGCACUCAUCAAACACAGCUGGGCACCAGACAAUAUGGAGGAAGCCUCAAAAGGUGGAUUCUUUGUUGCUGAAGGCCCUGGAGGCAAGCCGUAUUGUCGGAAUCCUGCAACGCCGUUUUUGGCAAAUGUCUUGCCAAAGCUGUGUCAACUGAUGCACAUGUACAACGCUUUGUGGACAGAAGAGGCAAGGAGCAAAGUUCACAGCGCCUUUGUUACUGUGUAUGAAAUGCAAGAAGGGGAGAAGAACCUGGUCCUAGGUAGCCUGACAAGGUCAGAGCCCUCAACUGACAUACUCGGCCAGAAGCAACCCUUGGACAAACUGAAGAGCUUUAUGGUGACCUUUCAGGAGCAAUGCCUUCAUAUAUUUGGCAACUCUGGAGAAUACCUUGGACCGGAAUUUUACCUGAUAGAAGGACUAUCUGAAAUGCUGGUUAAAUCUGUCUUGUCAAAUCUCGACCAACUGCCAGCUUACCGGUUGUGUCCUGUUAUUCGAUCCUUUGUGAGGCCAUUCGUGCAGCAUUGCCCUCAGGAACUGAGGAUGAAAGUUGCACUGCCAGUGCUAUCAGCAGUACUUCCGUUUAUGUAUCAGAAAUUGAAUGCCAAGUGGGAAACAUUCCAGUUGAAGUACGGAGCCUAUGCGGCAUAUGAAGAUGAGAUGACAGAAGAGCAAGAAGUGCUCGAAGACCAGCUCACCCGGUGGAUCACCAGGCAUUAUGUUGAUCUUGUUGGGGCUGUUCUAAUGAACAGACGAGGUCAAGAACCCACACUAGACUCACUGGAACAGGACCAAGAGUCCUCACCACCUGUGAUUCAAAACAGUGCUUCCAUCUCAGAGUUUGGGGCAAACAUCUUGAGAAUUGAUAGCUUAUGUCCAUUUGUGGUGAUGUCAGUGUUCAGCGCACUCCAUUGGCAUGACACAGUAGCAUGCAUGAAGGCGCUCACUCUUGCUCCACCAUUGCUCAAACAGAUGUUGCAGGAUAACAUAAUUCGAGAUGAAGGAGGUGCAGGCUACAUCCUCCACAAUAUCCUUAAAGGUCUGCAGAUGCAUGGAGAGCACGAUCUGCACCAAGCACUUUUGGUGUCACUAGCCAUGCUGGCCUACGACUCAUUCAAAAGGACAUUCCCAGGGGUGAUCAACAUUAUGCUAACCAUUCCAGGAUGUACAACCCAGGAACUUGAGAGCUUUGAGGCAAGACUCCAGCCUAGCCCAACAGGAAAAAUGAUACCUGAAAAGAAGAAGAAAGAAUGGUUUCGGAAGCUCAUCUCUCCUGUCAUUGGGAGGAAUAUUGGCCAGCAAUUCAAGGCAAGCAUAGAAAUUCUGAAUCUUCCUCCAAUCUUCAGUGCGAGACGGAUGGCAGUAGAUGACCAAGAUCCAGCCGCAAAUGUAGAUAGCAUCGUCACACUCUUUGCUGAUCGAGAAGCAUGAUGCAUAUUAGUAAUGGCUUCUUGAUGAGCUCGCCACAGACAUUGCAUUCGUUUAACUAGUAAGUCACAUGUUUAUUGAAUAGAACACUUGUAGCUAACAGCACCAUUUACCUUCUUUUUAUUAUGAUUAUGCUGUAAGCAUAUACUGCUGCAUAGGCAGCCAUAUGUGUCAAUUUUAUGUGAUAUUGGUCACGCACCCACUGAACAAGGGUGAGUACCGUGGAAUGCACAUGAAUGCUUACCUCAAUCUAACUUAACAUGUUUGUGUGAUAUCAGCCAUUUUGAUAACCAGCUAAUGACAAAGUACAGGUGAAGAUCAUCAAGUAAAACUAAUAUGUUGUAAGAGAUUUUGUGCCACAUAUCGACAUCAUGUCUUAAUCUUGCCUAUGUAUCGUCAGUGUGUUGUGCAAGCAUUUUGGAAUGUGUUGCUAAAUGUCUAUUACCACAAAAUUAUCAUUGCAUAUGUGAUUAUAUGAUCAUACUAUGGAAGUUGCAGUGUUUUGUGUAUUAUGUGAUCAUAGCGUGGAAGUGAGAGUGUUGUCCAGAAUCUUGUGCAUGAUGAACACGUGUUCCGGUAUUCAAUAGGAGGGUGCUUCGGUGCCAUUAAAUGUUUAGUCGAGAGGGUAUGUAAGGUGCACAUGGUAAAACAAAGGCUGUAAGACAAUGUAAGACAGCCUGACUUAAAUACAUUUCUGUUUACAUAUGGAUUAUAUGAAUAUAGGCAGCAUCAAAUAUUAUGUGAACAUAAGGUACAUUGGGUGUGGGCCUGCAGUAACGUGAGGAUAGUAUAUACUUGGAAAAGGCAUGGAUACACAAAUAUGAACACAUGGGGCAUACAAAAGACAGGUAUGGUCCCAUUUCUCAAGGCAUUUCAUAGAUGUGCCAUCAAUAUGACAUUGAUUUUCGUGCAGUGAGCAUGUGUCAACGUAUUUUCUAAUUGCUCUGCCAUUGUAGAAUGCUAGCUUGAUCCUCCAACUUCAUGACAUACUGAACCAGGGGCGGAUCCAGACCCUCUGUUUGGGGGGGGUUCUUUGUCGAAGCAUGUAGUGGGGAGGGGAGAGAGGGAAAUCCAAUGUAUAAUCUGAUGUUUUGGGGGGGCGAUCACCCAACCGCCACCCACGUGGAUCCGCCACUGUACUGAACAUUAGUGUGGGAUUAUGUCGACGAGUUCUGUAGCUUCUGUCUCUGUAAUUUGUGACGGGCAACUUCACUUGUUCGAAAUCAUUAACUUGUAGGUUGUGACCUCGAGCCAAGUUUUCUAGAACUACAAUUCCUGCUGAUCAGUGCAAGAGCCUUUGAAGCGAUGCAUCUAACAUAUUGUAUGUACUUCCAAUGAUUUUUCCCGUGGCAUCAGAAUUCAGGGAAAAGUUGCAGAAAGUAUACUCCCAAGAGCUUAUUUUUUGUUGCUAUGAUUCACACUGAAAUGAAAACGAACCGCUCAUAUGUUAACAAAUGGUGUUGUUGUCGUUGUCAGAUUUUUCUUUUUUAUGAUUCGUGGUGACGUCUGUAACCCCCUUCCAGUUACUACUGUAUUCACAAUGAUACGAAUGUAUGCAAGUGACACGUGCGAUAUCACUCAUUAACACAUAGAUUGUUUCGUCACAAUGCUAACUGUGUUUUCCGUGAACACCUUCACAAUAUUAAAGAAAUUUCUGCGUGUGAAAUG